Messenger RNA from Orbicella faveolata, 477 nucleotides. Its product is annotated as solute carrier organic anion transporter family member 4C1-like. The record is from RefSeq and is a predicted model, not a curated record. Lineage: Eukaryota; Metazoa; Cnidaria; Anthozoa; Scleractinia; Merulinidae.
AUGUUGCGAGAUACUUUACUCUCACAGUGCCUCUCUCCGCACAGCUCGGGUCCAGUCCAGCUCUCUACACCAUGUAACCACGCCUGUAAGUGCUCUGGGGUAAAUUAUGUUCCUGUGUGCGGUGGACGGCUGACCUAUUUUUCGCCCUGUCAUGCUGGCUGUAGUGAGAGGAACAAAACGAACAAGGGCUCCUUCUCUUACUCCAACUGCGCCUGCGUCGCUAAAACAGGCAAAACAUCAGGAGAAGCGAAGAAAGGCACAUGUGAUGUUGACUGCGGGCUCAACCGCAUGAUCUUUUUGGCGAUUCUUGGUUUAUUGCCUCUCAAGACUUUUCUGAAUGGCACUCCAGGGUAUAUAGUCACCUUGAGGAGUGUACCACGCGCACAGCGGUCCUAUGGGUUAGGAAUCCAGAUGGAUCUUGUCAGGAUUCUGGGAAUUCAGCAUUACUACUGGCACUGGUUUAAGUAUCGGUUAUGA